This is a messenger RNA of Coccomyxa subellipsoidea C-169, 1290 nucleotides long. RefSeq lists its product as hypothetical. The record is from RefSeq and is a predicted model, not a curated record. The transcript has 7 exons. The coding region runs from base 1 to 1290 and encodes 429 amino acids. NCBI's taxonomy places the organism in Eukaryota, Viridiplantae, Chlorophyta, Trebouxiophyceae, Coccomyxaceae.
AUGGCAGGUGCCGGGCGCGCGUAUUGGGGAAUGGUGCUGACCAAGAUCGUUUCCCUUUGCUUCCUGACGUCAGCGGUAGUAAUCUUCUUCAAUGUGCUGACCGGGCGCCACCAGGAGCUUGCGGAUGAGGUGUCCUCCGUGCUCCACCAGUCCUUCACCCGAUCCACCUAUGAGGUCCACGAUCCAAAGGUCCUGGAAGUGCGCCACGAGGAGGUGGCUGGGAUGGAGGUAGUGCUGGUGCGGAGCAAGGAUCCCAGGGGCGUGCUCAUAGUCAUGCACGGCUGCAUGCGGCGGCCGACAGACUGGUGGCACUACGAUCCAGCCUGCGUUACAUGCAUUGGGCUCCCAGAGGAAAUGGCGAUAGCGCGCGCGGCAUUGGCGCGCAGCUUUGACGUGCUGGCACUGACGCCGAAGGAGCAGGCAUACCGGUGCUGGGACACCGAGUGGCCUGACAAAUCCGAAGACGUGCCCAGGGUGGCAGCUGUGUUGGAGGAGCUGGAGGCUCGGGACUAUGGCUACAGGGGGCUGCCCAGAUAUGCGCUGGGGGUGUCCUCUGGGGGAGCCAUGGCUAUGGUGCUCGCGCAGUUCUUCCCCCUGCAGGGGAUCUGCUCGCAGAUCAUGGGGAUCCGGCCGUCGCUGCUGGCGCUGCCAAAGAACAAAACAAUGGCGGGGCGGCCGUGGCGCUACCCGCCAACCUUCUUCCUGUACAUGGCGCGCGACGUGGCCAUGUCCGAGUGGAUCUCCCUCGACGCCGACAAACUCAAGAGCCAGGGGGUGUAUGUGAAGAAGGUGAGCGUGCUGCCGAGGCCGAUAACGCCGACAUAUUUCUCGGAUCGAAUCAGUUCCCUGGACAACGCGACCAGCGCUGCCAUAUACCACGCGCUGCAGGGCGCCCAUAUGCUCGACCUGCAGGACAUGCUCGUGCAGGACCCCAGGCAAGUCAUGCCGAGCGCGCCCAGGUGGCGGCAGGUGCUGCAGGAGAAUGUCCCCGGCCUGCGCGGCGUCAGCCUGGAGUCCGAGACCUCCCCCAUCCACGAGCUGCUGAAUCUGGCGUGGGCAGGCCACGAGAUCGUGUCCGACUACGCGGAUGACAUGUUUGCCUUCUGGGAGCGGCCGGGGCCGGACGAGGCCGAGCUGAUGCCCAUCGGCGGCAUCGGUGCCAGCAGCAAGAUGCGCGGGGGCGGCAGCUGGACCGAGGACAAGGGGCUCACGGGCAGGCGCUUGCAGGGGGACCCACUGAGGCUUCAGGGCCAUCGCGGGUGGAUUGCGCUCGGCAUGAGGAGCGCAUGA